Messenger RNA from Colletotrichum phormii, 1023 nucleotides. RefSeq lists its product as uncharacterized. Gene Ontology annotation, cellular component: nucleus. Lineage: Eukaryota; Fungi; Ascomycota; Sordariomycetes; Glomerellales; Glomerellaceae. Gene Ontology annotation, molecular function: DNA-binding transcription factor activity; transcription cis-regulatory region binding. Gene Ontology annotation, biological process: positive regulation of transcription by RNA polymerase II. The transcript has 3 exons. The coding region runs from base 1 to 1023 and encodes 340 amino acids. The record is from RefSeq and is a predicted model, not a curated record.
AUGCCAUGGCUAGAGGCUGAAGCUGUUGCAGACGACAUCGAGAAAGGCGAUAAAGGAGCCCCUUGCGGGCAGUGUGUCCGGAAAGGCAGGGCUUGUGUCCGUGCUACCAAGCUCAAGUUCAGACACAUCACUGUGCCGAGUGACACCGAUGGCAACCGUGGAGACGCCCAGUAUGAGUUCUCUGAUACGCAAAAGUGGUGUCGGGUAUCAGGCAAGAGAAUACGCUUCAUCGACGAAACUGCAGAUAUAAACAGCCUCCACAACGAUGGAUUCGAUUCUGACGACGACGACUUUGUCUCGAUUGAAGACUUCCCCCCGAGCCUCCCGAAGCCGCAACUGCGGCGGACUAAGAAGAACGAUCACGACUUUGUCAAGCCGUCACCGAAGAACCGCCCAAACCGUACCUCCGAUCCAGCUAUUAACGAGACUGAUCGAAGCUUGCUGCCCAUCGAACAAGGCCAGCCGUACCCCUUGAACAAGCUACCCGCAUUGCACCCUCAUCCUGCUUUCCGAAGCCCGUCGUCAGGCCACCUGGAAUCAGAUGAUGCGCCACGGUCCUUCUCUCCCGUUCCUCGAAGCCAAAUAUCCGUGCCAAUAAGCGACAUUGGCAGCGGGAGCCACUCCGAUGAUCCCAGCUUGCCCGAACCGCGUCGAUCCUUCAGUUCCGCCAACUUUCCGUUAGAAGACCGUCGUGAGGCAGAUUUGGUUCGGCACUUUAGGGAGUUUAUCGCCGGUUCAUUCGACUAUGGUGACCCGCACAACCGGAUAUCGACUCUUCUUUUGCAGCAUGCCGCUCUCAGUCCCGUGCUGCUCAAUGCCGUCUUAGCUGUCUCAGCAAAGUCAAAGGAUGAUGGAGUCAGCCUGAACUUCUUCGAUAAGCCUGCAGAACGGUACUAUGAGAUGGCCAUGGAGUUCCUUCAGCCUGUCUUGGAUGAUACUGUCCUUGAAGUGGACGAAGCCCAGAUUGCUGCUGCUGUUCUGCUGAGGCUUUAUGAAAAUAUUUAUAGCAAGUCCGCCCUCUAG